Molecule: messenger RNA, 2277 nt
Organism: Menidia menidia (Atlantic silverside)
Lineage: Eukaryota; Metazoa; Chordata; Actinopteri; Atheriniformes; Atherinopsidae
Source: the annotation of a GenBank genome assembly
GUGUUGUUGCACGUGUUGUUCGAGCACGCGGCGGGCUACGCGCUGUUCGCCGUCAAAGAGGUGGAGGAGAUCGGCAUGCUGCUGCCUCAGGUUGAGGAGAGUGUGCUGAACAUCGGGAAAUUUAACAGCAUGGUGAGCCUGGCUGCAUUCUUUCCUUUUAAGUCAGCCCAGGCUGCCCUGGAGAACAUGAAUGCGAUUUCGGAAGGCAAGUUAUAUUAUUGGAGUGUGGUCCACGCUGAUCUGAAGCUCUUCCUUGAGACCAACCUUCCCCGAUCUGGGAAGAAGAAAGCUGUGUUGGGGGUUUCUGAUGCCAAAAUUGGAGCUGCUUUACAAGAAGAAUUUACUCUUUCUAUUCAGACUGGAGGGGUAGUGGCGGAGAUAACGAGAGGUGUGCGGUUGCACUUUCACUCCCUGGUUAAGGGUCUCACCGCCCAGGCUGCAUCCAAAGCUCAACUGGGUCUCGGCCACAGCUAUUCCAGGGCUAAAGUCAAGUUUAAUGUCAACAGGGUCGACAACAUGAUAAUCCAGUCCAUUGCUUUGUUGGAUCAGCUUGACAAAGACAUCAACACUUUCUCCAUGCGUGUCCGUGAAUGGUAUGGCUACCACUUUCCGGAGCUGAUCAAAAUUGUGCCUGACAACUUGAUGUACUGCCGCCUGGCUCAGCUCAUUGGCAACAGGAAGGAGCUGUCGGAGGAGAGUUUGGAGGGCUUGGAGGAGGUGGUGAUGGACGGGGCCAAGGCCCAGGCCAUUCUGGAGGCGUCACGCUCCUCUAUGGGUAUGGAUAUUUCUCCUAUUGACCUGAUCAACAUUGAGCGGUUUUCGAAUCGUGUGGUGUCUCUGGCUGCCUAUCGGUUGGAGCUGCAGGAGUACCUGCGAUCCAAGAUGAGCCAGGUGGCCCCAAACCUGGCAGCCUUGAUUGGAGAAGUGGUCGGAGCUCGUCUGAUUUCCCAUGCUGGCAGUUUGACCAACCUGGCCAAGUACCCGGCCUCCACUGUCCAGAUCCUGGGAGCAGAGAAGGCCCUGUUCAGAGCCCUGAAGACGCGUGGCAACACCCCAAAGUACGGCCUCAUCUUCCACUCCACCUUUAUCGGUCGUGCUGCUGCCAAAAAUAAGGGACGCAUCUCCAGAUACCUGGCCAACAAGUGCACCAUCGCCUCGCGCAUCGACUGCUUCUCUGAGGUGCCUACGAGUGUGUUUGGGGACAAGCUGCGCGAACAGGUGGAAGAGCGCCUGUCUUUCUACGAGACGGGCGAUGUGCCGCGGAAGAACGUGGACGUCAUGAAAGAGGCUGUGAAAGAGGCGACAGACGUUGCAGCUGAGAUCAAACGCAAAGUAGACAAGAAGGAAAAGAAACGCAAGAAGAAGGAGAAGAAACUGCAAGAGCUCCAAGCAAAUGGAGACACAAACGGCAAAGCCGAGGUGGAGAAUGAAGAAGCAGAUGGGACAGUUGUAAAGAAGAAAAAGAAAAAGCAAGCUUCAGAGGAGAUGGAGGUCCAAGUGGAGGAGACUGCUGCGGCUGAGAAUGGAGCAAAGAAAAAGAGAAAAGCUGAGGCGGAAGUCCCGGAGGCCCCGGCAGAGGAAGCCACAGAUAAUGGAACAGAGGAAACUCCAGCAAAGAAAAAGAAGAAGCGACAGACUGAGAGCACAGAGGCUGAGCCAGCGGCAGAGCCUGUGUCUGAGAAAAAGAAGAAAAAGAAAAAGACUGCAGAGUAGAUGGCAAAGACUGGAUUGUUAUAUUUGUGUACAGUUUUAUUUUUACUUAUCCAAACUAGUCUAUGUAAGCCGCUUUAUGUUCUUUUGUUUUUGAGGCUCAGGUCAGAUGGCUUAAGCUUGUAACUGUGCCUUCAGUCCAUUUUACUUUUGUAAAUAAAUGCCGUAUUAAAGUUUGGGGUCAGGCUUUUCUGUGCAUGUCGUUGCCAGUUGAAAAGAGCUUUUUCUCAUUUGGGAGGUUUUGUGGGGUGUUGUGGGGUGUUGGCUGUAGAGGUUGGUGGAGCUGGUGUCAUAGAGCCAGGGUGCUUUACUUUUAAGUCUGUUGACAUCAAAGCCAGUAGGUCUACCAUGUAAUACUGGGGUAUUAGCAUAAGCUUCAAUCAAAAAGUUCAGAAUCUUUAAGAAUCGGAUGCAAAAAUGUUCAGUCGGUUUAAGCUACGGUCUAUUGCUGCCAACAUCUUGUAACACCUGAGUAACAUUUAACUGUACUAUCAUUACUUCCCAAUUUCUGAGCGGAACUUUCCAAGAUAAGGUUACAUUUCCAAUAGGAGGGUGUUACUUUCCCAA